Messenger RNA from Ctenocephalides felis (cat flea), 3510 nucleotides. RefSeq names its product serine/threonine-protein kinase N (gene Pkn). The record is from RefSeq and is a predicted model, not a curated record. NCBI's taxonomy places the organism in Eukaryota, Metazoa, Arthropoda, Insecta, Siphonaptera, Pulicidae. Gene Ontology annotation, molecular function: small GTPase binding; ATP binding; protein serine/threonine kinase activity. Gene Ontology annotation, biological process: protein phosphorylation; signal transduction.
GGCGAAUACAUCCGCCAUCCGGUCCUGUACGAAUUAAGUCACAAGUAUGGACUUCAAACAGACCACGUGCCCGAAUCGGCUCUGCCUUGCAAAUUAGAAGAAUUAAAAGAGCGUGUUAGGCGCGAAAUUCGAAAAGAAUUGAAAAUUAAGGAAGGCGCCGAAAAACUACGGGAGGUUGCCACAGAUAGAAGAUCCCUUUCCGAUGUGGCCGGAAUUGUUAAAAAAAGCAACGCACGUCUGGCCGAAUUAAAAUCCGAAUUACUAGAAUUAGAAUCCCAAAUUAUUUUAACGAGAGGCGGAACGACGGCGACCGGUGCUCCAGAAGAUUAUUGCAAUGGCCAAGAUUCUCCAAUGUCUCCAGGAGUUGGCCAGCAGCCAUCUUCAUCUCCUCAUGAUCCAACGGCAGCUAGGCUGCUCUCCUUAGAAAAACAGCUGAAUAUCGAAUUAAAAGUCAAACAAGGAGCUGAAAAUAUGAUUCAGAGCAUUACUGGCGGACAUCAUUCGAGGGAUAAGAAAUUAUUGCAAGAAGCCUUGCAAAUGCUGGCUGACAGCAAAGCUAAAAUAGAUUUUCUUAAGAUGCGCAUACUUAGAUUUCGUCAAUCACGCCAACAUCACGAUUAUCACACAAAUUCUCCUGGUGGUUUCGACGGACAAGAUAAUAGUAAUGGAAAUCAAUAUCGGGAUCCUAGUUCUGGAGGUCCUGGAAAUCCACAACAACAGUUGGAGCCUCCAGUUGAAGAACGUGUCGAAGAAUUAAGGCAUCGUUUAAGAAUUGAAGCUGCUGUCGUGGAAGGCGCUAAAAAUGUUAUUAGGUUACUACAAAGCGGGUCCAAGGUGGCCGACAAGAAGGCUUUACAAGAGGCUCAACAAAGUCUCCAAGAAUCUAGCCGUAAGUUAGAUUUAUUGAGAAAAUCACUCGAAUUGCGGAGAUCCGAACUUCCACCUGAUUCACCGGCUGCUAAUCAACUCAAAAAUGAAUUGCAGCAAGCGCAGGCUUCAAGUCCAGGACCUGUCACAUAUACACCACUUAGACCGCUUACAGGUGGUAUCACGACGAAUAGAAUACAAAGCAGUUUCAUUCACGGAGGUGUUUCCAAUAUGAAUAGAUGUGCUGCAGUAACUGGAAAAUUAGAAGUACGUUUAAUGGGUUGCCAGGAUCUCCUAGAGGAUGUGCCUGGUCGAUCUCGGCGUGACAAAGAUGCCGUUUCUUCUCCAACAAGCAGUAGCAGUGGAGGCGGUGGCGGAGGCGGUGAUCUUCGAUCUUUUGUCAAAGGAGUUACAGGAAGAGGAUCAAGCAAAUCGUAUUCCGUAAAAGAUGAAACAAGUCAAGAUAUAAUGGCCGUUAUAAAAUUGGAUAAUCAGACUGUUGGGCAAACCAGCUGGAAGCCGUGCUCCCAGCAGGCAUGGGAUCAGAGAUUUUCCAUAGAUCUGGAUAAAUCUCGUGAACUGGAAAUUAGCAUUUAUUGGCGUGAUUGGCGUUCUUUGUGCGCAGUUAAAUUCUUGCGCCUAGAGGAGUUUAUUGAUGAUAUUCGUCACGGUAUGGCUUUACAACUUGAGCCACAGGGACUGCUUUUUGCGGAGAUAAAAUUCUUGAAUCCUAUGAUAUCGCGUAAACCAAAACUUCAAAGGCAGAGAAAAAUAUUCAAGCAACAAGUGAAAAAUAUUCCACGAGCUAACCAGAUGAACAUCAAUGUAGCUACAUGGGGUAGAUUGCUGAAAAGAUCUUCCCCGUCCAUUCAAAACACAAGAAACGAUGCUGUUCCUGGUGUUCAACCAUUGGCCGAUACAUCGCUUGCAGAAGAUAAGGCUGAAACACCUGGUGAAAUUCCUGAUAUGCAAGCUGCUGGUUUAUCUGGUGCUCGUCCAUUAGGUGUCACUACACCUCAAACAGAAACUCAAUUUAUGCCUCAAAUCCAGCAGCAUCAAACUCCGCCUACGCAGCAUUUACUCCAACAAAAUCAAUCUCAACUACCAGUUACUCCCCGUGCAAAAAAACCACCAGCAGUUUUACCGCCAGCAUUGCCGCCGAGAAUGGACACUGAGUUGCAAAAAGCACUCAGAGAGUUCGACUUUUUGAAUCAGGAGUCAACGGCGACUUCUCCAAUUCAUCCGAUGAAUCAUCAGUUUGGAAAAAUGACGAUUGAAAAUAAAAUCCCUCAAGCUGUCGCCGCCGUUCCGCAUCCUCAUGAUCUGAAUGAAUAUAGACCAGAUCUUUUAAGACCAGUUAUUUCAACGCAUCCUUUAGUUGUUUCUGGUUUCCCAAUGCAGCCAGGAUCUGUACCACCUUCUCCGAUUGUUGAAGUACCACCGUCGCCACAACCUUUGGUCGAAUUCCCAGAAGAAGAGAUAAUUCAACAAUAUGAAAAUCAACAAGCUGCAAUUGGCCGUAGACCAGGACGACCUUUGGAAUAUCGUGAUAGCGCUUAUGAAUCGCGCAGACAUUCUCAAUAUGCAGGCAUGUCAAUGGAUCAAUUCCGUUUGCUGAGUGUUUUGGGAAGGGGGCACUUUGGAAAAGUUAUAUUGUCACAAUAUCGUCACACUGGAGAAUAUUUUGCGAUAAAGGCUUUAAAGAAGGGAGAUAUUAUCGCAAGAGAUGAAGUUGAAUCACUGCUAUCAGAAAAAAGAAUAUUCGAAGUCGCCAAUACGAUGAGACAUCCGUUUUUGGUUAAUCUUUUUGCUUGUUUUCAAACGGAGGCUCAUGUCUGUUUCGUUAUGGAAUACGCGGCAGGCGGCGAUCUCAUGAUGCACAUCCAUGCUGACGUCUUUUCGGAACCUCGUGCAGUUUUUUACGCAGCUUGUGUGGUUUUAGGUUUGCAGUACCUUCAUGAAAAUAGGAUUGUUUAUCGUGAUUUGAAACUAGAUAAUUUGCUUCUGGACACUGAUGGUUAUGUGAAAAUUGCCGAUUUUGGAUUAUGCAAGGAAGGAAUGGGACACGGAGAUAGAACAGGAACUUUUUGUGGAACGCCCGAAUUUUUGGCCCCUGAAGUUCUAACUGAAACUUCGUAUACAAGAGCUGUGGAUUGGUGGGGAUUGGGAGUUUUAAUAUUUGAAAUGCUUGUAGGAGAGUCACCUUUCCCGGGAGACGAUGAAGAAGAAGUUUUUGAUUCUAUAGUUAAUGAUGAAGUACGCUAUCCUAGAUUUUUAUCAUUGGAAGCAAUAGCAAUAAUGAGAAGACUGUUGAGAAAGAAUCCUGAAAGAAGAUUAGGAUCAAGUGAACGAGAUGCUGAAGAUGUGAAAAAACAAGCAUUUUUCAGAUUAAUUGUAUGGGAUGAUUUAUUACUAAGAAAGGUUAAGCCACCCUUCAUUCCUACAAUCACUUCUUUGGAAGAUGUAAGUAACUUUGACGAAGAGUUCACAUCAGAAAGACCACAACUUACACCACCUAAAGAACCAAGAAUUCUUACAGAGGAUGAACAAAAGUUAUUCCGCGAUUUCACAUAUAUGGCUGAUUGGUGUUAAAUGUAAUUGUGAAUAUUUCAUAAUGUUCUACAAGGUUUGUAUAUUAUUUGA